Solanum lycopersicum (tomato) is the source of this 1899-nucleotide messenger RNA. It is a transcript of the gene cellulase, whose product is annotated as endo-1,4-beta-glucanase precursor. Gene Ontology annotation, biological process: carbohydrate metabolic process. The record is from RefSeq and is marked validated. Lineage: Eukaryota; Viridiplantae; Streptophyta; Magnoliopsida; Solanales; Solanaceae. Gene Ontology annotation, molecular function: hydrolase activity, hydrolyzing O-glycosyl compounds.
GUAUUACUUUUCAGGUGGGUAGUUUCCAAAAUGGCUUCUUGUUCUUCUUCAACAGCAGCUAUGGCUAUGGCUAUAACCAUUUUUCUGUUUUUGUUGAGCUUUGUUACACCUGUGUUUCUUGCUAAACCUGUACAUCAUGCUCACCAUCCUCGUUUUGCUUCUCAUAACUAUAGAGAUGCUCUUGCAAAAUCCAUUAUUUAUUUUGAGGGUCAGAGGUCAGGGAAGCUCCCUUCUAGCCAGAGGAUUACUUGGCGUAAAGAUUCUGGUCUAUCAGAUGGCAAAGCUAUGGGGGUUGAUUUGGUUGGUGGAUAUUAUGACGCUGGAGACAACGUGAAGUUCGGUUUCCCAAUGGCAUUCACCACCACAAUGCUAUCAUGGAGUGUGAUUGAGUUUGGUGGGUUGAUGAAAGGAGAGCUACUGAAUGCAAAACAAGCCAUUGGUUGGGCUACUGAAUAUCUUCUCAAGGCCACAGCCCAUCCAGACACCAUUUACGUUCAGGUUGGAGAUGCAGGAAGUGACCACUCUUGUUGGGAGAGACCUGAGGAUAUGGACACCCCAAGAAGUGUGUACAAAAUUGACAAAAACACUCCUGGGACUGAAGUUGCUGCUGAAACUGCUGCUGCUCUCGCUGCUGCUUCCUUAGUCUUUAGGAAAUGCAACCCAUCUUACUCCAAGAUACUAAUCAAAAGGGCCAUCAGGGUGUUUGCCUUUGCUGAUAAGUAUAGAGGUUCAUACAGCAAUGGUCUGAGAAAAGUAGUGUGCCCAUACUACUGCUCAGUUUCGGGAUAUGAGGAUGAGCUGUUGUGGGGUGCUGCUUGGUUACAUAGAGCCACAAAGAACCCAACUUAUCUCAAUUAUAUCCAAAGGAACGGGCAAACUCUUGGGGCCGCGGAGACUGAUAACACAUUCGGGUGGGACAAUAAGCAUGUUGGAGCAAGGAUUCUUCUUUCCAAGUCAUUUCUUGUUCAAAAGCUUCAAACUCUCCAUGAUUACAAGAGCCACGCAGACAACUACAUUUGCUCCCUAAUUCCAGGCACACCGGCUUCUCAAGCGCAAUAUACACCAGGAGGGCUACUCUUCAAGAUGGAUGAUAGCAACAUGCAGUAUGUUACCUCCACUUCUUUCCUGCUAGUCACCUAUGCCAAGUACUUAACUUCUGCUCGCAUGGUUGUUAAAUGUGGUGGAGUUGUUAUUACACCAAAGAGGCUUCGAAAUGUAGCCAAAAAACAGGUGGACUAUUUGUUAGGAGACAAUCCACUAAAAAUGUCAUACAUGGUGGGAUAUGGAGCAAGGUAUCCACAGAGGAUUCAUCACAGGGGAUCCUCAUUACCCUCAGUCGCGAACCAUCCAGCAAAGAUACAAUGCAGGGAUGGUUUCAGUGUGAUGAACUCACAAUCACCAAACCCGAACGUACUAGUAGGGGCUGUGGUAGGUGGUCCUGAUGAGCAUGAUCGUUUCCCAGACGAGCGUUCAGAUUACGAGCAAUCUGAACCUGCCACUUACAUUAAUGCUCCACUUGUUGGAACACUCACUUACCUUGCUCACUCAUUUGGCCAACUCUAAAGUCAAGUGUGUAGUAGAAUCAAGAAUGAAGCCAUGUUGGUCUUUGUUUUUACUUUUUCUAAUUGCCUUGUUGAUCACUAGUAGUAAUAUAAUAUAUAGUCUAAUCUAAAUGGGGAUGUGCUGGUGUUGUGGUUGUAUUGGCUGAGACCCUAAAAAAGAGGCUCCAGCCCCCAACCAACCCCCCCCUCCUAUGCACACAGGCCAAAUGCUGUUUCAUUGUUAGCAGCAUAUUUGCCUUGUUGGAGCAUAUGUUGUUACUAGUAUUAUUAAUAUUUCUAUAGUGGAAGCUUUCUUGUUUUAACUUUCAUGUUAUCCGCUUUUAACAUGUUGGUUAAC